Molecule: messenger RNA, 1236 nt
Organism: Prunus armeniaca (apricot)
Lineage: Eukaryota; Viridiplantae; Streptophyta; Magnoliopsida; Rosales; Rosaceae
Source: the annotation of a GenBank genome assembly
AUGGAGGAAAUUCAGAUACCUGAGUAUUUCAUAUGUCCCAUAUCUCUUCAGAUCAUGAAAGACCCAGUAACGGUGUUGACCGGCAUCACCUACGACCGAAAAAGCAUCGAGCAGUGGUUUUCAACAACACACAACAUGUCGUGCCCGGUCACAAAGCAGGCCUUGCCGAGAGACAACGCCUUGACGCCUAAUCACACGCUCCGCAGGCUGAUCCAGCAAUGGUGCAAAGAAAAUGCAACCAACGGUGUAGGUUUGAUCCCAACUCCGAAACUUACCCUGAACAAGAUCUGUGUCUCUGGACUUGUCCAGGAUCUUGGGGUUUCUCAUUUGCAGGCCAACGCGUUGAAAAAAUUGGAAGCCCUUUCAUUAGAGAAUGCUCAAGGGAACAGGAGGUCCAUGGGUGAAGCAGGUGUUGCCAAAGCUAUGGUUUUGUUCAUUGUAAGAUGUUACAAGGAAGAUGCUCAAAGAAAUGGUGUUCUAGAAGCUUUGAGAAUUUUGCACCAUGUAUGGAGUGUGGCUGAUGAUCAUGAAGUUAAGCUUAUUGUCAAUCGAAGCAAUGACUUUCUUGAAUCUUUGACAUGGGUUUUAGGGUGUGAUCCUGAGAUGGAUAACCAUGCGAUCCUCAUGAAAAGCGAAGCGAUACUAGUAAUGAAAAUGGCAAUGGAAGUCAUAACUGCAAGUCAGCUCGAGCGGUUGAAUCUUGAAUUUUUCAGGAAUAUUGUAAUGGUGUCUAAAGAGAAGAUCUCCGAAGAAGCUCUCAAAUCUGCACUGCAUGUUCUAAUAGAAGCAUGCCUGUUGGGGAGAAAUCGAAUGAAGAUGGUUGAAUCCGGUGCAAUGUUCGAGCUCAUUGAGCUCGAACUUGCAAGACCCGAAAGGAGCAUCACCGAGCUGAUCUUCAAUCUCUUGGCCAAUUUGUGUGGCUGCGCUGAUGGGAGAGCACAGCUUCUAAAGCACGCUGGUGGUAUUGCUUUAGUGUCUAAAAGAAUUCUUAGGGUUUCACCAGCAACAGAUGAUCGAGCGGUCCAUAUACUUUCAUUGAUCGCGAUGUUCUCAGCGACACAUGAAGUUCUUCUGGAGAUGCUAUUAGUUGGAGCAGUGUCAAACCUUUGCAUGGUAAUGCAAGCAGACUGUACAGCCCAUUUGAAGAAGAAGGUUAGAGGGAUCUUAAGGCUGCAUUCUAAUGUAUGGAACAAUUCACCUUGUAUUGCUGUAUAUCUUGUAACAAUGCCAAGGUAA